UAAAUGGAACGUACAAGGAGUGUCUGAAACAGCAUCUACAUCCUAGCUGUAUAAAAACAGGAACAGAAAACUCCAGAAUCAACACAGGUUCCUAAAUACAGGGAGAAAUGAACACUGCUGCAUUUCUGUUGGUUUCGCUGUGCUGCUGCUGGCUGUCUGCGGCUCAACAAGAGACCAAAAAGACUGAAAAUGAAGAUAAAGAAUGCCAGACAUCACAAGGCUCGUGCUACCCUGACAUGUGCAAGCUGCUGAAAGACUUCGGUGUCAUGGAGGAGAAACUGCGAACCACGGUGGAAAAACUGGAAGUCAUGGAAACCCAGCUCAAAGUUAGCGAGAAUCAACUUGAGGAACUGAAAAAUAACGAGAGGAGGAAGGUGUUCUUUUCGGCUGCCCUGGGCGGGAAUGGGCACACCGGGCCAAUCGACCAUGACACUACCCUGAUCUUCAAAAAUGUCAUCACUAACAUCGGCAGUGCCUACAAUCCAAGUACAGGGAUAUUUGCUGCCCCUAUUGCAGGGGUCUACUACUUCAGUUUCUUCUACCAUGCCGGAGGAAGUCAGACUAAAUACAUUUCCUUGUUCAAAAAUGGACAGCGCAUGGUCACUUCCUCUGAUCACCAGUCUAGUGGUGAUGGAGCUGACAACGGGGCUAAUGCAGUCACUCUACAGCUGGAGGUGGGAGACCAAGUGUUCAUACGCCUAAUGGCUAACACUCACGUGUGGGACUCUGUAAACCACACCACCUUCAAUGGGUUCCUGCUCAAACAAGUGUGACGAAAUACGUUGGUAGCGCCGUCCUCUGCUUUCUACUUUUGGUGAUGUUAUUAUUGUGAACAGCUAAUCUUUCUCACAUACUGUAACUCCUGUAUCCUAAUUCAUAAUGUAAUCUAUAUAUCCAUCAUAGUGUAUUCAAUAUAACCAUCUAAUCCAUCAUCAUGUAGUCUAUAUAUCCAUCAUAGUGUAUUCAAUAUAACCAUCUAAUCCAUCAUCAUGUAGUCUAUAUAUCCAUCAUAGUGUAUUCAAUACAACCAUCUAAUCCAUCAUCAUGUAGUCUAUAUAUCCAUCAUAGUGUAUUCAAUAUAACCAUCUAAUCCAUCAUCAUGUAGUCUAUAUAUCCAUCAUAGUGUAUUCAAUAUAACCAUCUAAUCCAUCAUCAUGUAGUCUAUAUAUCCAUCAUAGUGUAUUCAAUAUAACCAUCUAAUCCAUCAUCAUGUAGUCUAUAUAUCCAUCAUAGUGUAUUCAAUACAACCAUCUAAUCCAUCAUCAUGUAGUCUAUAUAUCCAUCAUAGUGUAUUCAAUAUAACCAUCUAAUCCAUCAUCAUGUAGUCUAUAUAUCCAUCAUAGUGUAUUCAAUAUAACCAUCUAAUCCAUCAUCAUGUAGUCUAUAUAUCCAUCAUAGUGUAUUCAAUAUAACCAUCUAAUCCAUCAUCAUGUAGUCUAUAUAUCCAUCAUAGUGUAUUCAAUAUAACCAUCUAAUCCAUCAUCAUGUAGUCUAUAUAUCCAUCAUAGUGUAUUCAAUAUAACCAUCUAAUCCAUCAUCAUGUAGUCUAUAUAUCCAUCAUAGUGUAUUCAAUAUAACCAUCUAUAUAUCCUUUUUUGAUGUAUUCAGGCUGACAUUGUUGGUAAAAUACAUUGGUAGUUUAGCGCUGGUCUCUAUUUUGUAGGUUGAGUGAUCAUCUAUUAUCUUCUUUUGUUUGUGAUGUGAUUACUGUGUGUUGAUGUUGCUACACUCUUGUUUAUCACCAUUGUUGAAAAGCAAUAAAGUCUUUUAAAAAAAGA
Messenger RNA from Oncorhynchus gorbuscha (pink salmon), 1778 nucleotides. RefSeq names its product complement C1q-like protein 2. The transcript has a single exon. Bases 108 to 773 code for a protein of 221 amino acids. Lineage: Eukaryota; Metazoa; Chordata; Actinopteri; Salmoniformes; Salmonidae. The record is from RefSeq and is a predicted model, not a curated record. Gene Ontology annotation, molecular function: protein binding.